UGGGCUUAUUUAGCGUUUAUGAACUUAAACACACCAAAUUUAAAUUUUUAACAAAAAAAGAAAAAUUGAACAAGUGAAAAACGAUAACCAAAAAAAUCAAACCAAGACUGCUGUGAUAUCCCAAAACCGAGAACCAAAAUAUUGAACCGGGCGGCGUUAAAAGUCUCUCGCCGCAGUUAAACUCUUCCGUACGCCAAAUAUCUAACAAGGAGCUCUUUAGAUUGAGACUAGUGGAAGAGAGACGAGCAAGGAAUUAGCAAUGGCGGCGGAUUUGCCGGAGGCGACAGUACAGAACAUUCUGGACCAAGAGUCUCUUAAAUGGGUUUUCGUCGGAGGUAAAGGAGGUGUUGGGAAGACGACAUGCAGUUCAAUUCUCGCAAUUUGUCUCGCCAGUGUUCGAUCCUCCGUUCUCAUCAUCUCCACCGAUCCUGCUCACAAUCUUAGUGAUGCCUUUCAGCAACGCUUCACUAAAUCUCCCACUUUGGUUCAAGGUUUCUCUAAUCUCUUUGCCAUGGAGGUAGAUCCUACCGUUGAAACUGAUGACAUGGCUGGUACAGACGGGAUGGAUGGUUUAUUCUCUGAUUUGGCAAAUGCGAUUCCUGGAAUCGAUGAGGCUAUGAGUUUUGCUGAGAUGUUGAAGUUGGUGCAAACAAUGGAUUAUGCUACUAUUGUGUUUGACACUGCUCCUACUGGACAUACUCUCCGCCUGUUACAGUUUCCGGCCACACUAGAAAAGGGACUUUCGAAGUUGAUGUCAUUGAAGAGUAGAUUUGGUGGCUUGAUGACUCAGAUGAGCCGUAUGUUUGGCAUGGAGGAUGAGUUCGGAGAGGAUGCUUUGCUGGGAAGACUUGAGGGCUUGAAAGAUGUGAUUGAGCAAGUAAAUCGGCAAUUCAAAGACCCGGAUAUGACUACGUUCGUUUGUGUCUGCAUCCCCGAGUUCUUGUCUCUCUAUGAAACAGAGAGACUUGUUCAGGAACUCGCCAAGUUUGAGAUUGACACGCAUAACAUUAUCAUCAACCAAGUACUAUACGACGACGAAGAUGUGGAGUCCAAGUUGCUCAGAGCAAGGAUGCGGAUGCAACAGAAGUAUCUUGAUCAGUUUUAUAUGCUAUACGAUGACUUUAAUAUCACAAAGCUUCCUCUGCUUCCGGAAGAGGUGACAGGGGUUGAAGCCUUAAAGGCGUUUUCACAUAAGUUCUUGACGCCGUACCAUCCUACCACUAGCAGGAGCAAUGUAGAGGAGCUGGAGAGGAAAGUACACACAUUGCGUUUGCAGUUAAAAACAGCUGAAGAAGAACUCGAACGGGUCAAGAGUGGCUAAAGAUAAGGCUCUGUUCUUCCCUUUAAUUGUAAGUUUCUUUCCUCGCCAUAUUCUUGGAACUCACUUGCUUUCUACAUGGGGGUCUUCUGGAUCUGCGUUGUCAUUUGGGUUUAUUGUUGUUUAUGUUUUGAACAAUUUAUAGGUGGAAAAUUAAAACUGAAUCUUUUUCUCUCUAGUUCUUCAUCUAGCAACAACUCUUUAUAGGACAGGAAAGAAGAUCAAGCAGAAUCUUCUUUUGCGUUGUUUUAUUGUUAUGCAUUGGAUUUGUUUUUAUAUUUGUAAUAAUCAUGACUACAUAGACUCAUAUCUACCAAGAAAUCGUUGUUUUACGACUUAAUCAGCUUUUUAUAUAUUAAGUUGAAGGGUAUCUGUGACAAGCGAAUGCUAUGAUCUCUUGUAACAGCUUUUUAUAUACUGUAGACUGGUCUUGCAACAGAGAAG
Arabidopsis thaliana (thale cress) is the source of this 1762-nucleotide messenger RNA. Its product is annotated as P-loop containing nucleoside triphosphate hydrolases superfamily protein. The record is from RefSeq and is marked reviewed. NCBI's taxonomy places the organism in Eukaryota, Viridiplantae, Streptophyta, Magnoliopsida, Brassicales, Brassicaceae. Gene Ontology annotation, cellular component: endoplasmic reticulum; cytosol; cytoplasm. The transcript is spliced from 7 exons. Gene Ontology annotation, molecular function: ATP hydrolysis activity; ATP binding. The coding region runs from base 260 to 1321 and encodes 353 amino acids. Gene Ontology annotation, biological process: protein insertion into ER membrane.